ACUUUAUGUAGUCAAAAUUAUCAGUAUCUCCUAACAUAUUCAAUAGUACUCUCGGCGCACUCAACAUGGCUGGGCGAAGUGAUGAUCAGAGAGAUUAUGGGCGAAGAAAACCUCUACCGACGGAACCACCUUAUAAGGCAUAUGUUGGUAAUUUGCCUCAAGGAACCAUUCAAGGAGAUGUCAACAACAUAUUUGUUGAAUUAGACGUAAAAUCAGUACAGUUAAUUAUGGACAGAGAUACUGAUGAAUUCAAAGGAUUUGGCUAUGUCGAGUUUGGGGAUCUCGAAAACUUGAGACGUGCUUUAGAUCUAGACGGCAGAGUAUUUGUAAACGGUUGUAUGAUCAAGAUUGAUGUAGCGGAAGCUAAAAGGAGUGAACGAGGAAGAGGAGGCGGUGGUGGCGGCGGUCGAGGUGGCUUUCGAGGAGGGAGGCCAAGUGAUCGUGACAGAUUCAAUGACUUUGGAGGUGGUGGUGGUGGUGGCGGAAGCAGAGACUGGAACAGGGGUCCACCUGUUGGCAGAAGUGGACCACCACCACCCCCUCCAAGUGGAAGUUUUGGUGGUAGACCACGGCAAGAGGAGAGAAGAGGGCCACCACCUGUGGAAGAGAUACGACCCAAUCCAGAAGACGCUGCUCGUCGACCAAAGUUAAUGCUGAAGCCAAGAACUGUAAAAGAUCCGCCCAAUCAAUUAGCAGAGACUAGUCAGGCAUCAAAAAUAUUUGGUGGUGCAAAACCACGAGAAGAAAAAAUUCUUAAGUAAUAAAAGUUAAUGUAAAUUAAGUCAAAUGCAUCUCUAAAUGUAAAUGGCUGAGCUGUAUGCAGCAGGUGAGAUUACAACUUAGUCAUUUUGUUAUGAUUUAGUGACCCUUCCCAUUCUGAUGUAGUGUUCGAAAGCCAUUUUUAUUCUAAGUAAUAGUUUCCUUUCUGUGCAGUCUUUUAAUUUUUGAUGACUUUAUUUAACUUCAGCUAAGAUAAUUAAGGCAGAUAUUGAAAUUUGAAUGCUUUGUUCGCAAAAAACAUGGUAAGAUAACUAUAUUUGAAAUGUGAAUGUUGUAUCCCAGAUUUUGCUCUUGGUUGUCUACAUUUUGCGAAAUGUAACAAUUACUCCCCACCCUGUUGUUUGAAGCACUGAGUAACAUGAUUUUAAUUUUGCCCUUUUUUAAGAGAAUUUUGUGAUUUCUUACUGAGUGUAAAUAAGUAGCUAAUAAAGUCGAUGGCGGAUUGCAUUUGAAAAUUAAUUUGUUGCUGCACAUUAGUAAAAUAUAUAUAUAAUAGAGCAUGCCAUUUCAUCUCUUUAUUGAAACUGAGUCUUGUUUUACUAAAAUUAGUUGCUGCCUGUGCACUAAAGAACUGUGAUUUACGUUGUGGAGCUGGUUGGAAGAUAGUUUCUUGUUUGAAAUUGCAGUUUUAGAACAUUUGCGUGUUCUCUUCUAAUGUAGAACAUUACAUUAAAAUUUUUACGAGAUGUUUGUAUAUAACCAGUCUUAAAACUACAGAAUGAAGAAAAAUAUAUUGCUUGUAAAAAAAAAAAUUAAACAGUGCCACGAUAUAUUGAUAAUGAAAAAUAAUUUUUUUAAUAUUAUGAUUGGGCUGUGAGUAUUUCUUCCAAAAAGCCUCCUAUAUUGCAAGCUAAGUACAACCCUUUAAUGAACUAUCUUGCUGUUAUGUUUGUGGAGCUGCAGGGAUGCUGAAUGAGGUUUUCAUGUGUGGUUGAUGUCAGAAUUUUCUGUAUUUAAGUCUUCAUUUUCUGGAACUGCUUUCAGUAAAUUAAUCUCCCACAAAAACAUAUGGUUUUUAUGUGGUUUAUUUACCUUUCUGAUAAUUUUACCAGUGACUUUUCUGCUUUCUCAGCUGCAGACUGAGUUAGUCAUAUGGUAUGAACUUCAGAAAUUAUGGAAGAUAAAUUUUGUUUUAAUGGUUCAGUGUAUUUCUUGGUUAAGUGAUUGUCAUUUUUGUAUUGUCAGUUUUAUGGCAUUAAAUGAGUAGUUCCCAAUAUAA
Schistocerca gregaria is the source of this 1999-nucleotide messenger RNA. RefSeq names its product eukaryotic translation initiation factor 4H (gene eIF4H1). Bases 66 to 761 code for a protein of 231 amino acids. NCBI's taxonomy places the organism in Eukaryota, Metazoa, Arthropoda, Insecta, Orthoptera, Acrididae. The record is from RefSeq and is a predicted model, not a curated record. The transcript is spliced from 6 exons. Gene Ontology annotation, molecular function: RNA binding.